CUUACGGUAUGUUACCGUCGUGCACCGCAUUGGCGCGACACCCCUGGGCGCUGUGAGAUGAUUGAGUGAACUAGUAGGGGUGAGAUCGGAUUCAGCUUUUGCAUACAUGCGAUCCUUUCUCAUUGGAGGAGCCCAGGGCCAUGGCGGCGAGCAGCUGAUUGAGCUCAUUCCUCAUUUCAAGCAGGAUGGCCACCUCCUCGAGUCUAUUGAGAAGCACUCUUGCUCAAGCCUUUGCCAUUGGCCCCUCUCGUCUUUCUGAUGGGAUUUGCGGCCACAAUGGUACCCGUCCUGUGCUCCCUCAGCUGCCCCCCUCCACACCCCGGCGUGCUCCGCACGGGCUUUCGCCGCUGCCCAGUCGAGGGGGCCCAUGUUGCAUGGCGGGGGAUGCAGCGCAGGGGCUGACGUACCGGGACGCUGGCGUGGACAUUGAUGCGGGGGCGGAGCUGGUGCGCAGGAUUGCCAAAAUGGCCCCCGGGAUUGGCGGUUUCGGGGGCUUGUACCCUUUUGGCGACUCGUACCUGGUGGCGGGCACGGACGGCGUGGGCACCAAGCUGAAGCUGGCGUUUGAGAUGAACAAGCACGACACCAUCGGCAUCGACCUGGUGGCCAUGAGUGUGAACGACAUCGUGACCAGUGGGGCGCAGCCUCUCUUCUUCCUCGACUACUUUGCCACCAGCCACCUCGAUGUUGAUCAAGCGGAGCAGGUGAUUGCGGGGAUUGUGGAAGGCUGCCGCCAGUCUGAGUGUGCCUUGCUGGGAGGGGAGACCGCGGAGAUGCCCGACUUUUACAGCCCCGGGGAGUACGACCUCAGCGGCUUUGCCGUGGGCUCUGUGGCCAAGGCGGCUCUGAUUGACGGCUCGCGCAUUGCUGCGGGGGACGUCCUGCUGGGGCUGCCCUCCUCGGGGGUGCACUCCAACGGCUUCUCCCUCGUGCGCCGGGUGCUGCAGGUGGCAGGUGCGUCCCUGAGCGACCCCCUCCCGGGCGCCGAGCCGGCGUGUACCAUUGGGCAGGCCCUGCUCGAGCCCACCAAGAUCUACGUCAAGCAGGUGCUGGGCUACCUGGCUCGCGUGCCCAUCAAGGGCAUCGCCCACAUCACGGGCGGCGGCUUCACCGACAACAUCCCGCGUGUGCUGCCCGCGAGCCUGGCCGCCCAGGUGGACAUGGCGGCCUGGCAGGCCCCGCCCAUCUUCACGUGGCUGCAGCAGGCGGGCGGCAUCUCGGAUGCGGAGAUGCGGCGGACUUUCAACCUGGGCAUCGGCAUGGUCCUCGUCGUGGAUGCGGCCGCCGCGGCUGACCUGCUGGCGAGCAGCAGCGCCGCCGAGCCGGUGGUGCGCCUCGGGGAGGUGGUGCCGGGGGAGGGCGUCCUGUACGCGCCAUGGUGACAGCCAGCGGAAAGGCGGCCUGGCAAGCGUGAGUAGCGGACAGCAGCACACGAGCGUCCAUCGCAUACGGCGAAUUAAGCGGGACCAUAGGACUCUAGCCCCUGCCUGGAGCGUCUGUAAGCGAGCUGUUGUGGACCUCUGUAAUAGGCAGCUACAGAGUCUUCAGCACCUGAGGAGAACUAGGCAAACGUUAUAGACUGGCUUUGACAUGCUUUUGGAACGUCCCGUCAAAAAUCGAGCGCUGCAGUCCUCAGCUCUAUUUUGUAUCUCCGCCACAGUUGACCUGCCAGCUGCACGCCGUACCUCAUGCCUUACCUCAAGUCCA
Molecule: messenger RNA, 1707 nt
Organism: Klebsormidium nitens
Lineage: Eukaryota; Viridiplantae; Streptophyta; Klebsormidiophyceae; Klebsormidiales; Klebsormidiaceae
Source: the annotation of a GenBank genome assembly